Messenger RNA from Mycetomoellerius zeteki, 1406 nucleotides. RefSeq names its product retinal homeobox protein Rx. Gene Ontology annotation, molecular function: DNA-binding transcription factor activity, RNA polymerase II-specific; sequence-specific double-stranded DNA binding. NCBI's taxonomy places the organism in Eukaryota, Metazoa, Arthropoda, Insecta, Hymenoptera, Formicidae. Gene Ontology annotation, biological process: regulation of transcription by RNA polymerase II. The record is from RefSeq and is a predicted model, not a curated record. The transcript is spliced from 6 exons. Gene Ontology annotation, cellular component: nucleus. The coding region runs from base 1 to 1278 and encodes 425 amino acids.
AUGCAGAUUCAGCGUUACCCGGAAGGCAGCGAAUAUUGGAUGUCUUCUCCGGUGAGAAUCGCGCAACAAACACGACGUUACUUUAUCGAGGACGAUAAAUCGUGUCUGAAAAAUCAAGAUUGGCAAGGACGAAAUCGAGUUUACGUCGGACCGAUGUACAUCAUCCUGACGGUCCUGAGAGUUCACUUACGCAUCGUCGAAAAGGAAGACAAAGAGAGAACAAAAGGAAGAAAAAAGGGAAGAGCUUCGACAACGCGGAUCGCGCAUCUCAUCGGUGAUCACGUCGCGGACGAUGCUGACCGGCAUGAAGCGGCGCAAGAGACUACUAGCGUCAUCGAGACGAGCGGAAGCGUCGAAGAACCGCCGUCGCCAGAAGGUCGGUUGCAACCGGAGGAUCUCUCCGUCACGGCCAAGAUCAAGGACAUCCGGGACACCGCGGAGAACUUGCCACCUCUGAAGACACCCGAGCUGAAGCUAUCGGUUCGCAAACUGCUCGGAUGCACCCCUUCGCCACCGCCUAUAUCGAGGGACCGAUCACCCAGUCCGGAAAAUUGCGUUGAAUUAAAAAGUCAAAACUCUAGUGAUGGCAAAACUCUUGUAUCCUCCAAUGAUCAGGUCAAAGUGUCCUCGCAGGUUACAAGGUCGAGUGGACAAGGUCAAGAGGAUUCCGUUAAGGGAUCCAGCUGUCGAAGCAACGGAAAUGGCAACGGCAAGCAGAGGAGAUCGCGAACGAACUUCACCAUUGAGCAAUUGGCCGAGCUCGAGAGGCUCUUCGAUGAGACGCACUAUCCGGACGCGUUUAUGAGAGAGGAGCUGAGCCAGCGGCUCGGUCUCAGUGAAGCGCGGGUACAAGUCUGGUUCCAGAAUCGACGUGCCAAGUGUCGUAAACACGAGAGCCAGUUACACAAAGGUAACAUGCUCAUGGUGCUGGCACCGCGCAGCCCGCCGACGACGUUGGAACCAUGUCGAGUUGCACCUUACCUGCCAGCUCUCAGGUUACAUCCGCCGCCGAUGCAGGGAACGGCUACAAGUGUAACAGUAGGAUCAGCUUUUGAUCCAGCGGUGCUGCACUACGCGGCAGCCGGAGGUCUCUUCUGUCUGCCACCACCACCGCCACCGCCGCCCCCGGCGACGUCGGCUGGUCAUCCUCCUCAUCCGUUGAGCCUGGCGGCGUCGUUGGCCGCUGCGGCGGCUCGCUCGAAGAACAGCAGCAUCGCAGACCUUAGGCUGAAAGCGAGACGGCACCAGGAGGCCUUAGGGCUCGACAGGCCCGCGUAAGGUUCGCGGUGUGGUACGUCUUGGACGAAGAGGGAUUCGACGGGGAUGAAGAAGUGCGAGUUGUCGUGACGGUUGCACGUGUCGUUGUUUUGUGCAGAAACUUGCUCGCGUAUAAGAAUAUAAAAGCG